Theileria parva strain Muguga is the source of this 2145-nucleotide messenger RNA. It is a transcript of the gene Mettl13, whose product is annotated as Spermine/spermidine synthase family protein. Lineage: Eukaryota; Apicomplexa; Aconoidasida; Piroplasmida; Theileriidae. The record is from RefSeq and is a predicted model, not a curated record. The transcript is spliced from 8 exons. The coding region runs from base 1 to 2145 and encodes 714 amino acids.
AUGGAUAUACUUCCAACAAACGUUUCGUCAUUUAGAACAGCCUCUUAUUGGAACCAGUUUUACAGUAACCCAAAACUAGAAAACUUUGAAUGGUAUACAGACAUCAAAAACAUACUCCCGAUUUUCCACAAAUGUAUAUUAGAAAGGGAUUGCUUGUCUAAAAAUGUAUCAAAACAAAAUUUCAAGGACUCGAUCGUUGUCAAUGUGGGUUGUGGAAAUUCUAACCUCUCAGAAGUACUCAUUGAGGAUGGGUUCAAGACAGUGUAUAACCUUGACUUCUCACAACAAGUGCUAGAUGAGAUGAAAGCUAAGAGUAAUGGUAGGGGCAUUUUCUUAAACGUCGAUGUUUCGAAAAAGGAAUACAUCGAUUUCGGAGUAAUGCUGAAUAAAAAAUACCCAAAUAUACCAAAAAUCAUAGUGGAUAAGGCCUUUAUGGACGCAUUCAUAUCAAUAGAUGAUAGUGAGUCAAGAGAAUUGAUAAGAUCAAGAUCCAAAGCGUACCUGGAAAAUACAUUGAACAUGAUGAACUGCGACGAUGUUUUCAUAAUCAUAUCAGUAUCACAGGACUAUGUUGUUACUGAGCUGAUCAGAAACAUGCUAAUGAAGGACCUGUUCAUAGAUAUUUACCCACUGUUUAGUGAAUCUGAUAGAAAGGCACACAUGAUCCAGUUCAUGUAUUCAAUAUACAAGUUUGAUAAAGGAGACAAAAUUGAGAGAAAGCAAUGCAAGAUGGUAGAUAUGCCUAAUAUGCCUUGUGAGUACUUUGAACUAGGACAACUUUUAAAGAAGGUAAAAAUGGCAAAAACGGCGCUUUAUUUGGGGCCCACAAUUAAGAAACAUACUCCAGGAAGAAGACUCGCCUUUGAUAUUUUCCCAAGCAAUCAAAGUGAUACCUGUUUCACAGUUGUGGUCUACGACUCAAAAGUGAAGAACAAACGCGAGAAUGCAUGUAUUAUAGUUCCAGCGGGUCAUGAGCACCUGUGGUUGUAUUCAUCAGUGGAGGGGAACCAAGAGCUUUCAGAAAGCGCUAAUGCUAGUAGGAUCUUGCUAAUCUGGCUUAAGUACGUGAAGAAUAUAUCAAACCUGCUUAAAAUUAACCCACUUGAAUCAUACAGUGAUGACCAGGUGAUGGAGUAUAUUAAGAGUAAUCUCACUGAAGCUCUGGAUAACUUCUCGCUAGACUCAGCAAGUGGUGUGACCAUAAUGAAGGUGGGCGAGUCAUGUAAAAUAAGAAGAUGGGUGUGUGAAGUACCAUCUAGACAUUGCGGGAAAAUCAUAGUUCGUGAUCUUUACAAUGAAGAUCGUAAGCAUAAUGAGAACAAGUUGUACUCUAGACAGAUGAUCUUCUCGUCAAACCCACAAGUUAUACAGUCUGAAAUAACAUACUACGAAGAAAAUUCAAAUCCAAAGUUCCUUUUCAAUCACUUUAACAACGAGUAUCACAUAGCAAUAACACUUUCAAUGGCAUUUCUCAAGUCUGAGGAAGCUAUUCUGAUCCUAGGUGGAGGUGCAGGGGUAUUGACAAACAUUCUGUGUGAUUUUGUGGAUAAUAAUAUAGAAGUUGUGGAGCUAGAUGAAGCGGUUCUGGAGGUGGCUGAGAAGUACUUUGGAUACUCGCCUGAAAAUGUUCUAGACUUGAAGGAUUCACUCAAUUCUGAACUACUAAAUAAUAAUUCUAGGGUUUUACACAUCAAAGGAGAUGCACUGAGCUAUGCUCGUAAUACUCCGAGAAAGUAUUCAGCUGUGAUUUUGGAUAUAAACAACACAGAGGAUUCGAUGGAGGAAAAGAACUUAAAAUCUGGAACCCUGAUGUCACCGAACCCGUUGUUCCUAGAAGAUGAAGUGUUGAAUAAAAUCAGUGAGCUGUUGACUGAAAAUCAUGGAAUUCUUGUUUUAAACAUGCUAACAAGAUGUAAGGAAACAAGGAAGGCAGUAUUAGAGAGGUUAGAGAAGGUGUUUAAAUUUAUAGGAAUCAUGAAGAUGGAAACUGAUAUUAACGAAGUUUUAAUAUGUUCAUCGUAUACGCAGAAUAAAGGUGUUGAAGAAAUAUCAGAAUUUGGACGGAAACUGAAGAACGUGAAUUACUCAGUUAAGGAUCUUGAUUCGUGGGUAAACCGAUUCUCAAUAUACUCUAAACAGUUUUAA